Molecule: messenger RNA, 4530 nt
Organism: Cotesia congregata
Lineage: Eukaryota; Metazoa; Arthropoda; Insecta; Hymenoptera; Braconidae
Source: the annotation of a GenBank genome assembly
AUGCCGUUGAACUGUUGCCAUAAGUCCUGUUCCGUAAGUCUUGAGGCUCUGGCUCUGGUGGUUGUGGAAAGUGCAAUGCUUGCGCAAGAGUAUGGAGAUUUGGAAAUCGAUACUAAUUCGACGGUAAAUGCGGAUCUGCUUUUUGACUCCCAGCAGCCGCCAAUGCAUCUUUACGUGCUGACGGAGAAGAAAAUAUCAAAAGUUAAAGUGCAAGAGUGCUCAGUUUACAAAACAUGUUGGGACUGUUUGGGCGCCAAAGAUCCAUACUGCGGGUGGUGCUCACUUGAAAACAAAUGUAAUUUACGCAGCGACUGUCAGGAUGCUGCCAAAGAUCCACUUUACUGGAUUUCGUAUAAAAGUGGGAAGUGUACGACAAUCACGUCGGUAACACCGGAAAAAUUGCAAAAAACAACCGCGAGAACUCUCGAGCUCAGUAUUGACAAUUUACCAACUCUCAGCGGGGAAUUUUUAUGCGCGUUUUCAGUCCUUGACAAAACAUUGAUUACAAAUGCCACCAGAAAACAAUUUGGUGUUAAUUGCACGACACCUCGGACUGAUUUAUUGCCCUCGAUUCCUAUUGGGCAUCAUCACUUCACCGCUAAAUUGUCCGUCAGAAUGACCAAUGGCCCGGAUCUUGUUACGACUGAUUUUACAUUCUUUGAUUGCAAUACAUACGCAUCCUGUACUGAGUGCGUUUCUUCCAGUUUUCCUUGUGAUUGGUGCGUUGACGGUCACAGAUGCACACACGACACUGCCGCAAACUGCCGUAAUGAUAUUCUUGUUACUGGUGUUAGUAGAAUAGGACCAAGUUACCGAAGUGGUCCAGCUUUCUGCCCUACAAUAAAUGCAACUGGUUCUCAGGAGAUAUUAGUGCCUUCUGGUGUUAAAAAAGCAAUAUCUGUCCAAGUUCACAUUAUUGGACUCCUUGACAUCAUUAAAUCUGAACCUGAACAUAAUCCUCAAUUCAUAAUCCAGACUCGAUUCGUAUGCCAAUUCAACAUAGAAGGUCGAGUAACGAGUGUGAACGCAAAAUUAAGAGCCGACACAAUAUUCUGUGAUGAAAUGGAAUUUUCAUACAGUUCAAAGCCUCCGAACAUCACAGUGCCCUUCGCAGUAAUAUGGGGUGGCUCAAAGCCCCUCGACAAUCCAGACAAUAUUCAUGUAGUUAUUUAUAGAUGUCGUGAUAUGGCGGACAAUUGUGGUAUGUGUUUAGCAAUUCCACCUAAGUACGGUUGUGGAUGGUGUCAAAGCUCGGACCGGUGCGAAGUCAAAGAGCAGUGCGACCGUGGUUCUGGCAUAUGGUUGGACAGAAAUAUGACAUGCCCAAAUCCCGAAAUUCACUCAUUCGAGCCAAUGAUGGGGCCCUGGGAGGGUAAUACCAACAUCACAAUACGGGGUAUUAAUCUCGGUAAAACAUUCAACGAUAUCUACGGCGGAGUCAGUGUCGCCGGAAUGCCAUGCCAGCCAUAUGAGAGCCUUUACAUUCGUACUAAGCAAAUAACAUGCCGAGUGGACGGUCCCGGUUCUAAAGAGCCGAAACAGGGACCAGUUAUAGUUAAAAUCGAAAACUUCCGCGGACAAUCUCGUCACAAUUACCAAUUUGUCAACCCCGUGAUCACCAACAUAUUUCCGAGCUACGGCCCAAAAAGUGGUGGGACCAUCGUAAAAAUAACAGGACGUUAUAUGAAUGCUGGAAGUGAAAUCAAGGUGAUGAUUGACGAGCUACCUUGUUCGGUAAUCAACACCAACUCCAAUGAAACUCUGUGUAUGACAAGUGCCAGCGAUGUCAACCGGAAUGGCACCCUGCUAAUAACAUUCGACGGGCGUAAUCGGACUUACAAUGGUUUCUUCGAGUACGUAGAUGACCCGACGAUCAAGGGGGUCGGCAGCGGAGUUGCGGGGCAGAUGAAGAUUCCGAAGGGUAUUCCAGCGGGUGGAAUUAAAAUGUCUGUUUCUGGGAAGAAUCUCGGGUACAUACAAAACCCUCAAAUGUACGUAUACUACGACGACAAAAUGUUUAUCUCGCACUGUGACGUGCUGAGUCAAACCAGCAUGGAAUGCAGCUCUCCGACAAUAGAUGUUCCCGAGCAUGUGGUCCUGGAUGCUGAUAGACCCAUGAGCCUGGAGUACGGGUUCCGGAUGGACAAUGUCACUGGUGUGCAAAAUUUAUCUCGUAGUUUGUUAAAUAAUUUUCUCCUCUACCCAAAUCCAAUUUACGACAAAUUUGACGAGGAAAUAAAAUACUACAAGAGCGACUACUUGACUAUCAAUGGGCAGCACCUUGACCGCGCCUGCCAGGAUUCAGACGUUAUAGUCCAGAUUGGUAGCACAUACUGCAACGUAACAUCGUUGUCAAGACAGCAGCUAACGUGCAAGCCACCGAUUUCGCAACCUCCGGCGCUAAAUGCCGAGGGGCUGCCUGAUAAACAAGAGUUACCGGAAGUGAUUGUUAUCGUCGGCAAUACAUUGAGGUUUAAAAUCGGAAAACUCAGUUAUGCAUUGCCCGCUGGAUUAAACGGACCGCUAUCGAAACCCGCGCUGAUCGGUGUUAUUGCUGCAAUAGUUAUUCUCAUCAUUAUAUUUAUAGCAUUUUUGAUAGCGUACAGGCGGAAAUCGACGGAGAGCAACCGGGUGUUGAAAAACAUGCAGGAGCAAAUGGACAUACUGGAAUUACGUGUAGCUGCUGAGUGCAAAGAAGCGUUCGCUGAAUUACAAACAGAAAUGACUGAUCUGACGGGCGACGUUACUAGUUCUGGUAUUCCAUUUUUGGAUUACAGGACUUAUACUAUGAAGAUAUUGUUCCCGAAUGUUGAGAAUCAUGUAGUUCUCCAGUGGGACAGACCUGAGUUAUCGAGAAAAGAAAAGGGCUUGAGGCUCUUUGGACAACUUAUUAUGAAUAAAACAUUCUUGCUGUUGUUUGUACGCACGCUUGAGAGCAAUCGUUAUUUCUCAAUGCGUGAUCGUGUUAAUGUCGCAAGCCUCAUUAUGGUUACACUUCAGAGUAAGAUGGAAUACUGCACGGACAUUUUGAAGACUCUAUUGGCUGAGCUUAUUGAGAAGUGUAUGGAAGGAAAGAGCCAUCCUAAAUUGUUACUUAGACGAACGGAAAGUGUAGCUGAAAAAAUGCUCUCCGCCUGGUUCACUUUUCUUCUGUAUAAAUUUAUGCGCGAGUGCGCUGGCGAACCACUUUAUAUGCUGUUCCGUGCGAUGAAGCAGCAGGUUGACAAGGGUCCUGUGGACGCUAUCUCGUCUGAAGCACGAUACUCACUCUCCGAGGAGAAACUUAUAAGACAGUCAAUUGACUUUAAAGCAAUGACCGUCUAUGUAACGAUAGCUCAACAAACAGUCUUCAGUGGUUUGGAUCCAAGUACUGAGAAUGUUCCUGUUAAAGUACUUGACUGCGACACUAUUUCUCAAGUUAAAGAAAAAGCACUGGAUACUAUCUAUCGUUCUACACCUUAUAGUCAACGUCCUAGAAAAGAAGAUCUUGAUCUAGAAUGGAGAACAGGAGCAUCAGGGAGAUUAAUUCUGUAUGAUGAAGACUCAACAACUAAAACAGAAGGGGAAUGGAAGAAGAGAAAUACAUUGAAUCACUACCGAGUACCGGAUAGUGCAUCACUGAGCUUAGUAUCUAAACAAUCCUCAAUUUAUAAUCUUUCAAUACUAUCGGAGAAGACUGACAAAUCACACAAGUACGAAACAUUAAAUCUAAGCAAAUUCAGCUCUGCAAGUCCACCAUUGUCACGUGCAACAUCACCAUUAAACCACGACCACGACGGGGGUUUAAAAGUUUGGCAUCUAGUUAAACAUCACGAUACAGAUGCGCAAAAGGAAGGAGAACGUGGCAAUAAAAUGGUGUCGGAAAUAUAUUUAACGAGGUUAUUAGCAACAAAGGGUACUCUUCAGAAGUUUGUUGACGAUUUGUUCGAGACUAUAUUUAGUACGGCACAUCGUGGCUCUGCCCUGCCAUUAGCUAUUAAAUACAUGUUUGAUUUUCUUGAUGAUCAAGCAUUACAUCACGGCAUAUCGGAUCCAGAAGUUGUACACACGUGGAAGAGUAAUUCAUUGCCAUUAAGAUUUUGGGUUAAUCUUAUCAAAAACCCUAAUUUUGUAUUUGAUAUUCAUAAAUCCAAUAUUGUUGAUUCCUGCUUGUCUGUCGUCGCACAAACAUUUAUGGACAGCUGUUCUACGUCUGAUCAUAGAUUAGGUAAAGAUUCUCCGAGUUCAAAGCUGCUUUACGCAAAAGACAUUCCAUUGUACAAAGAGUGGGUAGAGCGUUAUUACUCGGAUAUUAAAAUAAUGCCAGCUAUAUCCGAUCAGGACAUGAAUGCGAUGUUGGCUGAAGAGUCGAGGUCACACACGACGGAGUUUAAUACUAAUUGCGCACUGUACGAGCUGUAUACGUAUGCGGGUAAAUACAACGAGCAAUUAAUAGUGACCCUUGAAGAGGAUGAAUUUUCACAGAAGCAAAGGUUGGCGUACAAAUUAGAACAGGUGCACAAUAUAAUGGCUGCGGAUGUUAAUCCCUGA